AUGGAAAGAAUGCGUGGAGUUGUAGUCAAAAAGCCAAUUGUAUACGGCUCAAUGAGUUUUUACCAAGGAAAGAAAGCAGACGAGCAUAAUUCCCACAAGUGGGCUUGCUUUGUAACUGGAGUAAACGGAGAAGACGUCUCAACAUUUAUCAAGAAAGUGGUAUUUCAACUGCAUCCUAGCUUUCAAAAUCCUUCACGUGUAUUUGAUCGGCCACCAUACGAAGUGCAUGAGUCAGGCUGGGGUGAAUUUGAAAUAAUGAUUCAAAUCCACUUCCAUGAUCCCCGAGAAAAAAGAAUCGAUAUAUUCCACAUGCUACAACUAUACCCAAAGCAGCCAGGUGUCUCUCAGUCGACCAAAAAACCAGUGAUCAAUGACCAUUAUGACGAAAUCAUUUUUCAAGAUCCGUUCCCAGACUUUUACCAAAGAUUAACUGCAGGGACUGGGAUCGCGCCAGAUCAGGAUCUAUUAAACAACCCAUUUCAUUUAGAAAUAAUGCAGCAUUUCCAAACCCACAACGAUUCUGCAGUUUUAAGACAGCUAGAAGACGCUUAUUCGUACAUUAAGCAAGAAGCUGAGGAAAUGAGAGAAAAACUUAAAAAGCUAGAAUCAGAAACACAGACACUAAGACAAGAAUUAAGGGAAGAAGAGAAGAAGCUAAGAGAUGGGUAA
Molecule: messenger RNA, 669 nt
Organism: Blepharisma stoltei
Lineage: Eukaryota; Ciliophora; Heterotrichea; Heterotrichida; Blepharismidae
Source: the annotation of a GenBank genome assembly